Molecule: messenger RNA, 33384 nt
Organism: Pan troglodytes (chimpanzee)
Lineage: Eukaryota; Metazoa; Chordata; Mammalia; Primates; Hominidae
Gene: NYAP2
Product: neuronal tyrosine-phosphorylated phosphoinositide-3-kinase adaptor 2
Exons: 8
Coding region: 1254-3215 (653 amino acids)
Biological process (GO): neuron projection morphogenesis; phosphatidylinositol 3-kinase/protein kinase B signal transduction
Source: RefSeq, a predicted model, not a curated record
AUCAUAAUUAUUUUGCAUCUUAUUUUAGUUAAAAAAAUGUGCAGUCCGAGUAAGACCUUUGUUCCACACACGUGUGUGCUGUGCAUGUUCUUUCUAAGUGGACUAGUUUUGUUCUCAUGCCAUGGGAGCAGGUGGCAUGAAGCUGUUUUGAUGAGGUUAAAAGGCUCCUCCCCUCUCUCCCCAAGCAGCAGCCUGAAGUACGUCAGCAGUAAUUGUGUGCAUGGCUCGGCUGUGCAGGGAGGGUGGAGGCAAAAUUGAUAUCAAAUAAGGGUAUCAAACUGAGAUCUAGAUGUUCCAUUUAAGUUGUUGUUCAUUUUCAUUAGCCACGCCAGGGGUGAAAUGCUUAUAACUUAACCAUUCUCUGUAGUAAGAACAUUUGUUUUCAAUGGAUUUAUAUUUUUCCUCUCCAUAAAGACUGAAUUAGUGCUAUAGUGAAUAUAAAUGAAGGGUGUUUCUUUACCCUCUUUUCCUUUUAUUAUUUACUAAUCAGACUUCAGCUCAGUUAGAUAAAAGAGAGAGGUUCUGUUGCCUAGAUGUGAGGCCUUUAAUGAGGAUGGGAGCCCCCAGGGAGCCGAAAUCCAAAGUAGAACGAUGCCGCUUUCCGGUUUCUUGCAAUUUCUUCAGUUGCUUCUCCCUUUUCCAAUGGGCCUAGUGAGCAGGAACUAUCCAAGGUGCUAGAACGCUGGCAGCCUUGCCGUUCAAUGCAGACGGAUUGCAGAAACAGAGAAGAAAGAUUACUGCUUAUUUCAGAAGAAUAUAAUCAAAUGAGGUACAUUAGCCAGCUUGGUGAUUGCUUCUGGUCCUGUAAUCAUCUGUGUAGCAAAGUGGGUAAAAUCAUUCAAUUUCUUCCCUGCUGGACCUGGAAGGAGAGGGGCUGUGUGUUCAUCCCCACCCAUUAGCUAUGCCCUCUUUUCUCCGAAUGUCGAUUUAAGGAAGCAAGCACCUGUCUUCCGCCACUGCAUCUUCCUAGCAAACUUUAAAGGCCAUUUUAUCUGAUAGGAAGGACAUCGAGAAUGCUCUGAUCUAGUGAUGAAGAAUCUGGGAGUCGACACUUUUCCCAUCCAGACACAAUGCACUUUAAUUGAAGAAACACUGAGCUGAACUACAAGUCUAUUUCUUAUGGUGCUGGAUUACUCCUACAGAACUGCCCUGAGAUCAACCGUGAGAGAGGGCUCUGACAGACACAAGUCACCUUCUGGUUAUUGCACUUAGCUCUCCCUGGGGACUUAAAUUUUGGCAGUGUUCCUCUUUACAUGAUAUCCUCCAAGAUGAUGAGUUCUAAUCCUGAGGAAGACCCUUUGGACACAUUUCUCCAGUACAUUGAGGAUAUGGGGAUGAAGGCCUAUGAUGGCUUGGUUAUUCAGAAUGCAUCAGAUAUUGCUCGAGAGAAUGAUCGCUUGAGAAAUGAAACUAACCUGGCCUAUUUGAAAGAGAAGAAUGAAAAACGCCGAAGACAAGAAGAAGCAAUAAAGCGCAUAGGUGGAGAAGUAGGGCGAGGCCACGAAGGAAGUUACGUGGGCAAACAUUUCCGCAUGGGAUUCAUGACAAUGCCUGCUCCUCAGGACAGACUUCCCCAUCCUUGCUCCAGUGGCUUUUCUGUGAGAUCACAGUCCCUGCACUCGGUUGGGGGCACAGACGAUGACAGCAGCUGUGGCUCACGGAGACAACCACCACCCAAACCCAAGAGGGACCCCAGCACCAAGCUGAGCACCUCAUCAGAGACGGUCAGCAGCACUGCAGCCAGUAAGAGCGGGAAACCCCCUGAGAGGACUGAAGUGUCAGCUAAACCAAGACCCCACAGCGAUGAAUAUUCCAAGAAGAUUCCUCCUCCCAAACCGAAGCGAAAUCCGAACACUCAGCUGAGCACGUCUUUCGAUGAAACGUACAUCAAAAAGCAUGGGCCCCGGAGGACGUCGCUGCCGCGGGACUCCUCCUUGUCCCAGAUGGGCAGCCCCGCGGGAGACCCCGAGGAAGAGGAGCCCGUGUACAUCGAGAUGGUGGGGAACAUUCUCAGAGACUUCAGGAAGGACGACGAUGACCAGAGCGAGGCCGUCUACGAGGAAAUGAAGUACCCUAUCUUUGACGACUUGGGCCAAGACGCCAAAUGUGACUUCGACCAUCACAGCUGUUCUUCGCAGUGUGCUACUCCCACGGUGCCUGACUUGGACUUCGCCAAGGCCUCAGUGCCAUGCCCCCCCAAGGGGCUGCUUUGCGACAUCCCCCCGCCCUUCCCCAACCUGCUUUCUCACAGACCCCCGCUGCUGGUAUUUCCCCCCGCCCCCGUGCAUUGCUCCCCCAACUCCGACGAGUCCCCGCUUACCCCUCUGGAGGUCACAAAGCUUCCCGUGCUGGAAAACGUGUCUUACAUGAAACAGCCAGCCGCGGCGUCGCCCUCCACGCUGCCGUCCCACGUCCCCGGCCAUGCGAAACUGGAGAAGGAGCAGGCCGCGGCCCUGGGACCUGCCUCUGCCACCCCUGCGCUCUCCUCGUCGCCCCCACCCCCGUCUACGCUCUACCGAACCCAGUCUCCCCAUGGCUACCCUAAAAGUCACUCCACCUCUCCCUCCCCCGUCAGCAUGGGGAGGUCCCUGACUCCCCUGAGCCUCAAAAGGCCUCCCCCUUACGACGCUGUGCAUUCGGGCAGCCUCUCAAGGAGCUCUCCUUCAGUGCCUCACUCGACCCCCAGACCCGUGUCGCAAGAUGGGGCCAAGAUGGUCAACGCCGCGGUGAACACCUACGGGGCAGCCCCGGGUGGCUCCCGGUCCCGGACACCCACGAGCCCGCUGGAGGAGCUGACCAGCCUCUUCUCCUCCGGCCGCAGCCUGCUGCGCAAGUCGUCCAGUGGCCGGCGCUCCAAAGAGCCUGCAGAGAAAUGUAAUUCUGGCUACUACACAGAAUCAACAGAGGAACUGAAAGUCCGAAGCCACAGCACGGAGCCAUUACCAAAGUUGGACAACAAGGAAAGAGGCCACCAUGGGGCGUCUUCCUCCAGAGAGCCUGUCAAAGCUCAGGAAUGGGAUGGAACACCAGGGCCACCUGUGGUCACCAGUCGACUAGGAAGAUGCUCUGUGAGCCCCACCUUGUUGGCGGGAAACCACAGUUCAGAGCCUAAAGUAAGCUGCAAAUUAGGCCGGUCUGCGUCGACGUCAGGUGUGCCUCCUCCAUCAGUCACUCCUCUCAGGCAAAGCAGUGACCUGCAACAGAGCCAGAUUUGAGUUCACCAUGCUUAGCAAGAAAACUACAUGUGACGACCUUCUCCAAGAGUCACACAGCAGAUGACAUCAUUUGGUUUCAUCACUGGGACUGAUGUUUGAACACAACAUCAAUAAGACUCUCUCUAGAUUUGUCUACUCUAUAUACUCUGCGUACCAGGAGACCAAGGCCAUGGGGGCUGCCUCAGAUUUUCCAUUAGAGGAUCAGAUCAGUGGAUUGAGUAUAUUAUGUUUCUUGUAUUUUCUCUUAGAAAAAGAAGAAAUCUAAAUAUGUUUUAUCGAUGUCUAAAUAUAUUUGACCUAAUGUUUUCUCAUGUGACCAUCACAACAGUCCUGCAAAUCAUAAUCAUUAUCCCAUCUCUGAUGAGAAAACUGAGAAACAAAAGGCCAAGUGAAAUCUCAAGUUCACAGAGUGAGUAAUGGCAGAUCUCGGCCUUGAACCCCUCUCUUCUUACUCUCAAUGCACUGUCCUUUCCUGUGUGUGUGUGUGUGUGUGUGUGUGUGUGCGCGCGUGCUGCACUCUCCUGGCUGUUAUAGAGCAAACACAUACUGAAAAUUUCCUGUGCCGUUCAUCACCACUAGAGGGAGGGAGAGGAUCUCCAAAGUUAACAUGUCUACAUUCAUUUGGGCUAGAAAUUACUUGACAAGUCAAACUAUUAAUGUAAGGUAAUUACAUACACAGGAAUAAAUAAAGAAAAAAAUUGUGUUCUAAUUGGUGUCCCCUGCUUUUUUUUUUUUUUUUUUUUUGCUGCUAAUGGCUUAAAAUUGAUUGCAUAUGCAUUAACUACAGAUGUAAUAGAGGAUGAUUAAGGACAAGUAUGAAUACCAAAAACUACAUAAUGAAUGUCUGACUCAUAUUUUAUUUACAGUGAGGUUUCAGGCAGGAACAUGCAGUUGGCUGUUCUUUUACAAUGUAUGUUAUCUACCUGAGGCAUAAAGCAUGUGGUACAUGAACAUACAGAGCAGACGUUAAUUAUUACUAUUUUUCAUGAGUCUAUCUCUUUCUUUUUACAAAAGAGAUCAAAAGUCAUUAUGGCACGUGAAUUUGGCUUUUAUUACCCUGCAUUGUUUUAAAAUGAAAGGCCUUAACAUAGGUUUCUACACAUCAUGUCUCUACCUACUACAAAUAAGACACCAUUGUUUAAUUCAUCCCUUAAAAGCUCAUUCGUAUGGACAAAAAUGGGCAAAGCUAAUCUCUAUAUAUUUCAACUGAUUAUGUGUUACAAAAAUAAACCCUAACUAGAGAUAAAACUGGCAGCUUACAUUUUCAACUACUUAUUUUUCUUGAUUACAAUUUAAAAAAUCAUUUAGUGAGAAAAAAAAGGAAGAAAGAAACACAGUAUUGUAAUGUCAACCCUAUGAAAACAAAUAUCCAGAAUGUUCUGGGAAGAGCUCAGUUUGUUCUAUAAUUUGAAAACCACUGGGAACUGCUAAAGUGAAUAACAAAAAAAUCAAAAUUUUAUUAAUAUUUAAAAUGCUGAAAUGGAGAAAAUUCAAAGUAGCAUUCAGUUCAGUAGUAGAAAAUGUGUAAUUAUGUUAGACUUUAAAAAGAGAAAAAUAACAAUUUUUAUUUCCGUUCUGUCCAGCAGUCAGAUGAUGUGCAAAGGGCAAGAAGGUUAAAUAAAUAGAUACGAUCAUUCCAAAGCCUCAAGUUGUUUGAAAGCAGUGUGAGCACACCUCCUCCAAGGAGAGUCGGGUUGUUAUGAAGUACACCCAGGUUGCAGGGAUUCACCUUACAUGAGGGGAAGAUGAAGAGCUCUUCAAAUGAAGAAAUGUGCUUUGCACAUUCGGGCCCACUAAAACACUUUCUGCUCCAAACACAAGUGGUAUUUGCAGGCCCUACUUUGGAAGGUUUUAUAGAUAGGUCAUGAUGACUUCCUCUGACCAAAUCCAUUUUGUACAAUCUUGCUAUGGUUCUGUAUCCUUGGCCUUCGCAGUUGGUGUACAUAGAUGCCAAGGAAUAAAAAGGAUAACAGCCAUCUGGUUCUCAUCUCAACCAAAGAGGCAGGUUUAACUAGAGGAAAUGGGUGCAUGCUCGUGUGUCAAGUUAUUUUUAUUAGACCUGAAAGCAGAACCCUGGAAUGUUGUACGGGGAGAGGUCAUGGAAUCUUUCCUUUGGAGACCUUUAAAACCACAGUAAAUUUCCAUAUUGGUGAGAUGAUAGUAGUGUGGUUCUGUCUAAGAGAAGGGAAAGGAUUACUAAAUGAGUCUUUAGGCCAUUUCAAUGUAAUUCUGCAGGAAACUCUAAAAAAGACCCUUACAAAUUAAUGGUCUUGGUUAUGAUUUUUAUAGCCUUAUGUCACCACAAAGGGGUACUAUUGCAUUAGUUUAUGUCCUUCCUGGGAAAACGUCUUCAGUAUUUUCCAAAAAAAAAUUCCUACAUAGGCUUUCAGCAAUCAUUUUGGCAGCAUCAAGCAGUAAUUCAUUGUUUAUCAUGUGUUUUGGAAUGACAGGGAUCUGUAUUAAAAUCAAUAUUGCUAAGAUUUCUUUGGAUUGUUUACAGGCAUACCUUGGAGAUAUCAUGGGUUCAGUUCCAGACCAUGGCAAUAUAGUGAAUAUUGCAAUAAAGCAAGUCUCAAUAAUUUUUUGGUUUUCCAGUAUAUAGAAAAAUUAUUUUUACAUUAUAAUCCAGUCUAUUAAGUGUAAACAUUGUGUCUAAACAAUGUACAUACCUUAAUUAAAAAAAAUACUUCAUUGCUAAAAAUGCUAACGAUCAUCUGAGCCUGCAUCAAGUCCUAUGUUUUUGCCAGUAGAAGGUCUUUCCUCAGUGUUGAUGGCUGCUGACUGAUCAGGGUGGUGGUUGCUGAAGGUUGGGGUGGCUAUGGCAAUUUCUUAAAAUAGGACAACAGCGAAGUUUGCCACAUCAAUUGAACUCUUCCUUUUACAAAAGAUUCCUCUGUAGAAUGCAAUGCUGUUUUUUUUUCUUUUUCCCUCCUUUACCUAUGCCAAACCAUGUGAUGCUGUUUGAGAACAUUUUCCCCACAGUAGAAUUAAAGUCAUUUCUCUCAAACCCUGACACUGCUUUAUCAACUAAGCUUAUGUGAUAUUCUAAAUCCUUUCUUGUCAUUUCCACAAUGUUCAUAGCACCUUUACCAGGGGUGCAUUUCAUCUCAAGAAACCACUUUCUUUGUUCAUCCCUAAAGAGCAACUCAUCAUGUGUUCAAGUUUUAUCAUGAGAUUGCUGCAAUUCAGUUACUUCUUCAAGCUCCCUUUCUAAUUCUAGUUCUCUUGUUAUAAUUUACACUUUACCACAUCUGCAGUCCACUGAGGUCUUCAGUGCCUCAAAGUCAUCCAGAAGGUUGAGAUCAACUUCUUCCAAAUUCCUGUUCAUGUUGAUAUUUCGAACUCUUCCCAUGAAUGACAAGUGUUCUUAAUGAUAUCUAGAGUGGUGAAUCCUUUCCAGAAGUUUUUAAGUUACUUUUUUUACCAAAUUUAUCAAAUGAAUCACUAUCUGUGGCAGCUAUAGCCUUAUGAAAUAGAUUUCUUAAAUAGUAAGAUUUCAAAGUCAAAAUUACUCCUUGAUUCAUGGAUUUAGAAUGAAUGUUAUCUUAGCAGGCAUAAAAACAUUAAUCUCCUUGUACAUCUCCAUGAGAGCUAUUGAGUGACCAGGUGCAUUGUCAAUGAGCAGUAAUAUUUUGAAAGGAAUUCUUUUUUUUUCUGUGCAGUAGGUCUCAACAUGGGCUUUAAAUAUUCAAUAAAUAAUGCUGUAAACAGAUGUACUGGCAUCCACACUUUGUUUUUUCAUUUCUAGAGCACAGGCAGAGUAGGUUUAGCAUAAUUCUUGAGGGCCUUAAUAUUUUGAAAUAGUAAAUGAGCAUUGGCUUCAACUUAAAGUCACUGGCUGCAUUAACUCCUAACAAGAGAGUCAACGUGUCCUUUGAAACCAGGUAUUGACUUCUCUCUAGCUAGGAAAGCUCUAGAUGGCAUCUUCUUCCAACAGAAGGCUGUUUCUUCUACAUCAAAAGUCUUUUUAGUAUAGCCACCUUCAUCAGUUAUUUUAGCUAGAUGUUCUGGAUAACUUACUGCUUCACCUUACACUUUUAUGUUAUGAAAAUGGCUACUUUCUUUAAGCCUAAUCAACCAAUCUCUGCUGGCUGCAAACUUUUCUUCCAUAGGUCAGUCACCUACUUCAGCCUUCAUAUAACUGAAGAGUUAAAGCAUUGCUCUGAAUUAAUUUUUGGCUUAAGAGAAUGUGUGGCUGGUUUAAUCUUCUACCCACACCACUAAAACUUUCUCCAUACCAGCAAGAAGGCUGUUUCACUUUUUAAUCAUUCAAAUAUUAAGUGCAGUAACACUUGUAAUUUCCUUUAAGAACUUUUCCUUUGCAUUCACAACUUGGAUAACUAUUGGCAACAAGAAACGUGGCAUUUGGCCUAUAUUGACUUUUGACUUGCCUUCUUCACUAAGCUUAAUCAUUUCUACCUUUUGAUUCAAAGCGAGUAAUGUGCAGCUUUUCCUUUCACUUGAGCACUUAGAGGCCAUUGUAGGGUUAUUAAUUGGCCUAAUUUCAACAUUGUCAUGUCUCAGGGAAGAGGGAGGCCUGAGGAGAGGAAGAGAGAUGGGGGAUAUUUGGUUGGUAGAGCAGUGAGAACACGUAAAGCACUAAUUGAUUAAGUUUGCCAUCUUAUAUGGGCAUGGUUCGUGGUGCCCCCAAGCAAUUACAAUAGUGACAUCAAAGGCAAUCACAGAUCACCAUAAACAGAUAUAAUGUUUUGGUCUGUUCUCACACUGUUAAUAAAAACAUACCUGAGACUGGGGGAAAACAAAAAAGAGGUUUAAUGGACUUACAGUUCCGCAUGGCUGAGGAGGCCUCACAAUCAUGGUGGAAGGCAAGGAGGAACAAGUCAUGUCUUAUAUGGAUGGUGGCAGGGAAAGAGAGAGUUCUUGUGGAGAAACUCCCCCUUAUGGAAUCAUCGGACCUGGUGAGGCUUACUUACUAUCACGAGAACAGCACGGGAAAGACCUGCCCCCAUGCUUCAAUUACCUCCCACCAGGUCCCUCCCACAACACAUGGAAAUUCAAGAUGAGAUUUGGUUUGGAGAUCUGGUUUGAGCCAAACCAUAUCAUAUAAUAAUACUGAAGAAGUUUGAAAUACUGUGAGAAUUAUGAAAAUGUGAUACAGAGACAAUAAGUGAUCACAUAGUGUUGGAAAAACGGUGACAACAGACUUGCUUGACAGAGGGUUGCCUCAAAUCUUCAAUUUAUUUAAAAAAAUGCAAUGUCUAUGAAGCACAAUAAAGCAAAGCACAAUGAAACGAGGUAAGCUUAUGUAACCAUUUCUUUAGAAAAAUACACACAGUCUUUGGAUUAUUGCUGUGCAUUCAUUACAAACUACACUUUUAAAAUUUUUCUUUAGGCAGUGAUGGGUGAUAUGGUUCUUACCUUGACCACUGUGAAUCAAAUUAGUGUCUUAUGCUACGGUCAUAUAACCCUUUUGGGGUUAGGAUUCUGGUAUUAAUGAGCAAUUGUUAGAUCUGCAGGAUAGUCAGAAAGCUCAGUCUUCUUUGAGAAAUGAUAUGUGGUAAAACAAGAACAUUCAGCCGGUGACUCUAGGAAUAGUACCUCCUAUCCACUCUUCCCUGGCAAGGAGUAUGAAAAGAACAAAGCAGUCUACAGUCGUGUGUGUACUCACUACCAACAGUCCUCUGUUUCCCUUUUAUCUUGGGUACAAUGACAAAGCAGGCUGUCUGUUCCUGACCCAGAUGGACUUCAGAACUGUGGCUCACAAAUUUCCCCUGUGAUGAGCAGAGGACCCCAUUCAGGGCUGAGGAAGUCAGGUGAAGCCACAAAGCUUGGAGUCUUAAAUCUCCUGAGCUGAGUCUAAAAGAGUUUCAGUAAGUAGCUUUCUGCUCUGAGAGCUGUGGGGUACAGAGAGAGAGAGAAAAAAAAGUAAAAACUUUCAUUUCUUCUGACAAGACUUUGAUGAGGAGACUGGGGACUUGAAGAUAAUGUAACUUGUAGAGAGUUGGGGCUUUGAUUGUAUAUUAGGUUGUGGUAUUUGGAGUUGGGGGUUAAAAAUGUGUUCUGACAUGCCAUACAAAGAAGGGCUAUGUUUUCUGGUGUUUGCAAGUGAAAUUAAUUUCAAAAUAGCUGAGGGUUUAUUAGUCCCCCUCAGAAGAGUUUAACAUCCCUUUAUCUAGAAGCUUUGCUGUGGCUGUAGGAAGGGUUAGUGUGUUUGGAAAAAUUGACAAGGAAUCUUUGUGUUUAUAUUUGCCCGUUGGGACUUUGACUCGUGAGUAUGUGAGGGGCAGAAGUGUGUUAAGGUGCUACAGUGAUUAGCGGAGAAGCUAGACACAUGCAAAGUGAAUCAGCAGAGGGUGCAGGAAAACUGCCCUCAAUCCAGAAUCACCAUCCUAUGACCAUGACCCCCGACAUGUCAUUACUCUGUUGAUUUUUCUCCUUUCCUGGAGACCAGGAAGCCCCUCGAUAUUUGUCAAAAGUGGAAUAUAUGUUUUAUCACAUGUCUUGAACCUCAUCUAUUUGUAGAUUCUCCUGGAGGCAGUAUGUUGAGGGAACAGGAGGUUAAAUUUGGUCACAAUAGGAGUGCUGGGAGAUCUGUCGAUCUUUGCCAAAGGCAUGAGGUCACCAGUAUUCAGGGAAUUUGAAAAGGGGGUGUAUUUUGAAUGUUAUAUUUCCAGUAACAUACUGAUUUUAGAGUAGAUUGUGUGUCAGCAAAGUGAGGGGCAAGCCCCCAGUCUUAUGCGUUAACAGGAAAGAAAAGAUGAAAUUCUUAAUAUCUAUAGUAAAAUGAAUGAUUAUCCAUUACUACCUUCUCAAAUUAUUUAACUAGAAAUUUUUUUACAAGCCACAUAUGUCAUAUUAGUGAUUUUUUCAUAAUUUAUUGUUUACUAGUGGUAAAAGAAUUUCCAUCGAACUUUUUAAAAAUUUCAACUUUUAUUAUAGUUUAAAGUAUACAUGUCCAGGUUUGUUACAUGGGUAAAUUGCCAAUGCCGAGGCUUGAGGUCCCAAUGAUCCCAUCACCAAGGCAGUAAGCAUAGUACCCAAUGGGCAGUUCUUCAGCUCACACCCCCACCUCCCUCCCUUCCCCAUCUAGUGAUCCCCAGUGUCUAUUGUUCCCAUCUAUACAUUCAUGUGUAGUCACUGUUUAGCUCCGACUUAUAAGUGAGAACAUGCAAUAUUUGACUUGCUAGUAUUGCAAUAGCUUGCCUAGGAUAAUGGCCUCCAGCAUCAUCCAUAUGGCUGCAAAGGACACAAUUUUGUUCUUUUUUAUGGCUUCCUAGUAUUCCAUGGUGUAUUUGUACCACAUUUUUAAAAAAAUCAAAUCCACUGUUUAUGGGCACUUAGGUUGAUUCCACUUCCUUGCUAUUGUGAACAGUGCUACAAUGAACAUAUCGUGCAUGUGUCUGAUAUAAUGAAUUGUUUUCCUGUGGGUAUACACCCAGUAGUGGGAUUAUUAGCUCAGUUGGUACUCCUAUUAUAAGUUCUUUGAGAAAUCUCCAAACUGAUUUCCACAGUGGCUGAACUAGUUUUUAUUCCCACCAACCAUGUAUAAGCGUUCUCUUUUCUCUGCUCCCUUGCCAACAUCUGUAGUUUUGUGAUUUUUUUUAAUAGUCACCAUUCCAAUUGAUGUGAGAUGGUAACUCAUCAUGGUUUUGACUUGCAUUUCUCUGAUGAUUAGCGAUCUUAAACAUUUUUGUAUAUGUUUGUUGGCCACUUGUGUGCCUUCUUUUGAGAAAUGUCUAUUCAUGUCCUUUGCUUAUUUUUCACUGGGAUUUUUUGCUUUUGUUUUUGUUUUUCGCUUGUUGAUUUAAGUUCCUUGUAGAUUCUGGAUAUUAGACCUUUAUCAGAGGCACAGUUUAUGAAUAAUUCCUCUCAUUCUAUAUGCUGUAUGUUUACUCUGUUGGUAAUUUGUUUUGCUCUGCAGAAGCUCUUAGUUUAACUAGGCCCUACAUCAAUUUUUGAUUUUGUUGUAAUUGCUUUCGGGGACUUAGCCAUAAAUUCUUUGCCAAAACCUAGGUUGAGAAGGGUAUUUCCUGUUUUUUUCUAGGAUUUUUAUAUUCUGAGGUCAGACAUUUACAUCUUUAAUUCAUCUUUAAUUAAUUUUCACAUAUGGUGAGAGGUAGGGGUCUAGUUUCAUUCUUCUGCAUAUGGCUAGCCAAUUCUUCCAGCACCAUUUAUUGAAUAGGGAAUCCUUUGUCCAUUGCCUAUUUUUGUUAAUUUUAUUGAAGAUUAUAUGGUUGUAGACUGGGCAAUUUACAAAAGAAAGAGGUUUAAUGGGACUUACAGUUCCACAUGGCUGGGGAGGCCUCACAAUCAUGAAGCAAGUUCAUCUUACAUGGAUGGCAGCAAGCAAAGAGAGAGCGUGUACAGAGCAACUUCUAUUUUAAAAACCAUAAGAUCUUGUGAGACCCAUUCACUAUCACGAGAAUAGCACAGGAAAGGCCUACCCCUGUAAUUCAGUCAUCUCCCACCAGAUCCCUCUCACAACAUGUGGAAAUUAUGGGAGCCACAAGAUAAGAUUUGGUUGGGGACACAGAGCCAAACUAUGUCAAGUACUAUGCUGUUUUAAUUACUGUAGCCUUAUAGUAUAGUUUGAAGUCAGGCAAUGUGAUACCUCUGGCGUUAUUCUUUUUGGUUAGAAUUGCUUUGACUAUUUGGGCUUUUUGGUUCCAAAUGAAUUUUAGAAUAGAUUUUUACAAUUCUGUGACAAAUGAUAUUGGCAUUUUGAUAGGGAUAGUAUUGAAUGUGUAAGUUGCCUUAGGCAGUAUGGCCAUUUUAACUAUACAGAUUCUUCCAACCCAUGAGCAUGGAAUAAUUUUCUAUUUAUUUGUGUUAGAGAGUCUCUGAUUUUUUUGAGCAGUGUUUUGUAGUUUUCCUUGUAGAGAUCUUUCACCUUCUUGGUUAGAUGGAUUUCUAUGUAUUUCAUUUUAUUUGUGGCUAUUAUAAAUGGGAUUAUGUUCUUAAUUUGGUUCUAAGCUAGAAUAUUAUUGGUGUAUAAAAAUGCUACUCAUUUUUGCACAUUGAUUUUGUAUCCUGAAACUUUCCUAAAGUUAUUUAUCAGUUCCAGGAGCUUUUCAGUGGAGUCUUUAGGGUUUCCUAUGCAUAGAAUCAUAUCUUUGGCAAAGAGAGAAUAGUUUUACUUCUUUUCCUGUUUGGAUGUGUUUUAUUUAUUGCUCUUUUCUGCUUUACCCUGGCUAGGACUUCCAGUACUGUGUUGAAUAGAGUGGUGAGAGUGGGCAUCCUGAUCUGCUUCCAGUCCUCAAGGGGAGUGGUUCCAGCUUCUGCCCAUUUGGCAUGAUAUUGACUGCAGGUUUGUCCUAGAUGGGUCUUAUUAUUUUGAAGUAUGUUCCUGCAAUGCUUAAUCUGUUGAGGAUUUUUUUUAUCAUGAAGGGAUAUUGGAUUUUAUUGAAGUCUUUCUCUGCAUCUACUGAGAUGAGCAUAUGGUUUUUGUUUUUGAUUCUGUUUGUGUGGUGAAUCAUAUUUAUUGAUUUGUGUAUGUUGAUCCAACAUUGCAUCCCAGAAAUAAAAUCUUCUUGAUCAUCUUAAAUUAAUUUUUUGAGGUGCUGCUGGAUUUGGAUUGUUAGUAUUUUGUAGCGGUUCUUUGUGUCUAUGAUCAUCAGGGAUACUGGCAUGAAAUUUACUUUUUUCAUUGUGUCUCUGCCAGAUUUUGGUAUCAGGAUGAGGCUGACUUUUUAGAAUGAGUUAGGGAGAAACUCCUCCUCCUUGAAUUUUUGGAAAAGUUUCAGCAGGAAUGAUGUCAGUUCUUCUUUGUGCAUAUGAUAGAAUCUACCUAUGAGUCCAUCUGGUCCAGGUCUCUUUUUUGGUUGGUUAUUUUUUUAAUUAUUGAUUCUAUUUCCAAACUUCUUAUUGGUCUAUUCAGGUUUUCACUUUCUUCCUGAUUGAAUCUUUGGAGGCUGUGUGUUUUCAGGAAUUUAUCAAUUUUGUCUAGAUUUUCUAACUUUUACACAGAGGUGCUCAGAAUAGUCUCUGAGGAUCUUUUGUAUUUCUGUGGGAGCAAUUGUAAGGUCAUCUUUGUCAUUUCUGAUUGCGUUUAUUUGAAUCUUCUCUUUUUAUCCCCUUUGUUCACCUAGCUAAUGAUCUAUCAAUUUAUUUAUUCUUUUGAAGAACUAACUUUGUUUCAUUGAUCUUUUGUAUGAACUUUUGGGUCUCAAUUUCAUUGAGUUCUUCUCAGAUUUUAUUUAUUUAUGUAUUUAAUUCUGCCAGCUGUGUGGUUGGAUUGAUCUUUUUCUAGUUCCUCUCAUUGCAUCCCUUACUCUUCUCAAAACUUAGAACCAAUUAAUAGCAGUAUCUUUGAAGAUAAAGUUCUUUCAGUCCUUUUUCUAAAAUCUUAUUGGAAGAAGUCAAUCUUUUCUUCAAUAUGCUGCAUUUUAUUAAAGAGAGUAAAAAUAAAAAGACUUUUCGUUUCUUUCUUGGAUGUUACAUAUACUUGAAUUGCAUGAUAAGGUAUCAGAUACAAGGUUGAGGGGCCAAGAGGUAUUUCAACUGAAAUACUAACUUAUGAAAUGCAUUGCCCAUGAAGCAGUGAGAAUGGAUGUAAAUGUGCAGAUAUAUGGAAUUUCUGGGUUUAACCCUGGCUCAAUUAUCCCCUUGCUGAGUUUCAUGGACAAAUUAUUUAACCUUUCUGACUCAGGUGCCUUAUCUGAAAAAUAGAGGUGAUUAAGAUGAGCUGUAAUUGGAGUCCUAAAGAAUAGAGGAUAAUGGUAAUUUAUGAUAAAGUAGAUUGAUGACAUCAUUGGUUUUCUUAUCAUUGUUCAAUCCUCAAAGGACAAUGAAUACAUUAUUUUAUUCUUAUCCCAGCUAAGAAAGAGAGAUUAAGUAUAUUGUACAAGAAACUUGGCAAGUGUUGUUCAGGGGAAAAUGUAGCUUAAUAAGUAUGGACACAAUAACAAUUGCUUUUGGAAUCAUGUUCUCACUUUUGAGGAAUGCCUUAUAAAAGCAAGUAUUUUAUUUCAGAAAAAAAAGGUAGAAAAGAAAAUAUUAAUAACACUGUAUAAUUUGAAGUCAUGGUCCUAGAACAAAAUUAAAACUAACCACUGAGAUGUUUUGCAUUAAUUAUAUAUGGUGCAGAGAGCAUCUUGGUAUUUUCAACAAUAUUACUUACAAUGUUCAUUAAUGCACAUGAUAGUUAUAUUUAAUUGAAGUAAUUCUAUUCACCACCCAACAGAAUUUCAAACAACAUUUAAAUAUUGCAAACAUGUUGGUAAUACAUUCUCAUUUUAAGAGUGGAGCUUCUAAUUGUUUUUUUUUUUUUUUUUUUUUUUUUGAGACAGUCUCACUCUGUUUCCCAGGCUGCAGUAUAGUGGUGUGAUCUCAGCUCACUGCAGCCUCCAACUCCCUGGUUCAAGCUAUUCUCCUGCCUCAGCCUCUGUAGUUGCUGAGACUACAGGCAUGCACCACCAUGCCCAGCUAAUUUUUGUAUUUUCAGUAGAGACAGGGUUUCACCAUGUUGCCCAGGAUGGUCUUGAUCUCCUGACCUUAUGAUCUGCCUGCCUCGGCCUCCCAAAGUGCGGAGAUUACAGGUGUGAGCCACUGUGCCCAGCCUGAUUUAAUUUUUUAAUCUAUUUUAUUUUUGACUUUUAUCUUUAUUCUAAUUUGAAAUAAUGUAUUUGCAUGUAGAAAGAUGACAACCCUUAGAAUCAAUCAACCCUGGACUAAAACUUUCUGCCCUUUACCACCCAGUUCUUGAGAGUUUCAGUUUCCUCACUUGUAAUAUAUAGUCAUAAAUAUUUUGGUAGCUACUGUUACAUGAACAUAUAAGAUUAGAUGAGAUAAUCUAUGAGAUAGAUAGCACCGGGUUUAACAUACUAUGACUGUUCAGUUUCCCUCUUCACACUUUCCCUUGUUGCAUAUUUCUUGCACACAAUCAAUGAGAGCUUGGAUUCUUCAGUUUAGCUACUCACUUGCUCCAAGGCAUCAAGUCAAAAUGUCAGCAGAAGUCAUUAAAUGUUUUUAUGAAAAUUGCACAAAGAAGUCUCUCCCUUGUUAAGCAAGGAUAUCUCUGGCAGAAUGUAGUGUGUUUCUUAAGUUUAGAAGUAUAGGAAAAGCUCUCAGUUUUCUUAUAAGAGGAUACCAAUAAAGCCUAAGAGUAUGUAGUUGAUUCUGCUUACACAUAGAAAGGGGUUGCAAUCUUAUAGAGUAGAUUCUGUCCGACUACGAAUGCCAAGUAUGGCACUGCUCCCUGCAUUAUUCUACAGGCAAUAAUUUGCAUUUUUCUAGAGUUCUAGUGCUCAGUUUUCUCAAGAAAUUCUUUUUUAAAAUAAUUAAGGAAUGUUCUGAUAAGAAAACCUUAUAAAGAUAGUCAUUGCAACUUAUAUAACUUUAUUAUAAGGAUAUGAUAUAUUUCAUUGAACAUAUAAAAUCAAAUUCAAUACAGACAAGUAGUUUUAUUUUUAUAGUAGAAAGAUGAGGUAGUCCAUAACUUCCCCAGCGUCCCCUCCAAUGCAAUUCUACUCCCUGAAAAUGAGAAAUUGAUUACUGGCUAUCAAAAGAUGAGGAUUUGUUUAAUAAUUCUGAACCUAUGCAUUCAGAAAAAAACAAAGCCUAUAUAAAGAGUUUCUCUCAUCACUUAUGUUGCAGGGCAGUUCAAUAAUUAGAUAUUUAUCCAUCCAUAAAAGUCUUUUUAAAGGUAUGAUGUAUACAAUUGGAAAUUAUUAUUCUAAACCAUUUCACCCCAGAUCUGGCUAUAGCUAUAUAAAAAAAUUAAAUAGACUACAAGUAGUCCAAUAGCAAUAUAUUUCCUCACACUCUGUGUGUGGCAUUUUACAUUUGUGAUUGUGCAUUAGGAAAGUAACACAGCUAUUGCAACAAAUAUAACCCAAAAUUUUAGUGUUUUUUUCCUUAAAAAAUGUUUCUUAAUCACAUAAAGUGCAACAGUGUUCCUGGUUGGCGGAUGUUCCAGAUUGUUGGACAGAGCUGGGCUCCUCCCAACUUGUGGCUCUGCCAUUCCUGAGAAACUCUGUUCUACUGAAUCUGCUGUUUCAGGCUCAUAGCUGAGAGGUAGGGGACAGAAAGAAGAUCACAUAUGAAAAAUUUUUAUCUGUCUAUCCCAAGAGAGACAUAAAGUCAGAAUUCAGUUAUAAGGCCAUAUGCAGUUGCAAGAGAGAAGGUCCUCAAUAAAUAAUUAUUGCAGACAUAAAUGCAUAAAUCCUGACAACAGCAAUGGGCCAAAAGCAGAUGGAGUGAUCACUGGUGUGUCUAAUAUCUUAGGGCUUGUGGAUGGGUUAUUAUAUUCAGAGAGAAGCAGUGGAGCUUUACGGAUUCUGGAAUUAGAUCUGGCUAUUCCAUUCACUGGCAUUAUCUCUUUGGACAAGUGAUGUAACUCUAUCAAGCCUCAGUUAUUCAAUCUGUGGAAGAAUAAGAAAAAGAAAAUGAGCACUUUUGGUCACAUGCUAUUUUCCAGGAAUGGUGGUAGAUACAUAAUAUAAAAUACCCAUAAUCUCACUGCAUUUAUGCACAACCUCAAUUGCAGAGCCACAUUCUACAAGACUUAAAAGUGGUGGUUUUGGAGUUAGUUCACUUGAGUUCAGAUUCCAGUUCUAUCCACUUAUUUGCUCAGUCCCUUUGGGCAUGUUUCUUAUUCACAGAGCCUCAGUUCUUCAUCUAUAAAGUGAGCAUCAUAAUGUCAACCUUAUAAGGCUGGUGUGAGUAUGAGGAGUAAAUAGGUUAGCAUAUGUAAGACAUUUGGAAGACCCCUGGCAGAUUGCUUGUGCUCACUAUAUGUUAGCUAUUGUUUGUAUUGUUUUUAGCAUUUCAAUUAUUAUUACUACAGAGAAAUACUAUCUAGUCCUUAUUGUACUUUGACACUUAUUGAAAGAGCCAAACCAUCCAGUCAUUGCGAGCAUGAUCCUGAGCUUGAACAUGCCUUCUGUAGCCAACUGAGAAAAGCAUUUACACUGGUAUCAUUAGAGAAAGUUCAUCAUAUACUGGUCUUGAAGAAGAUAUUCCAAGAAAAAUAAAAAUUGUUACAAAAUAUAGGGUCUUUAUUAUCUCCCACUAUGGUCAAUGCAUAGCUGUGACACAUUAUAAGGUCUUUAGUGAAUUAUUUUACCACAGUGUAGCCAAUGCAUUUAGAAUUCUCUUUAUUUCAGUAAGUGUGAAAAGCCAUGAGUAAAAGCUGUUAAAAUGAGGAAGAAGAUAUGAAAGUAGGACAGUGUUAUAAUUUUUUGGCCACUUCAAUUCCAAUUGAACACUUCCAGUAGCUACAAACUAUUAGAAAACACUCAUAGCCUCCUGCUUCUCCAUUGUCUUGAUUUUAAUUUUUUCCCUUACUUGUAUUUUAUUUCUGAGUGGCUAAUGGAUCUUAGUCUAAGAACUGGAGGUGGAGGAGGAAAGGAGACUUGUCAUUAUGGUUUUUAUGAAAGCAUGGCUUUGUGAAGUUGUGUUGUCAUUUCUUCAGGCUCUUAGAAACUGGGUACAAACAGCUAUCAAAAGAAUUUCUCAUAUUUUCAAAAGUAGCAGGCAUGCUUCAUCUUUGGAAUGAGACCUAGGAGUCUUGAAUAAGAAAAAAUCAUCUUUCAAUUUGAAUCAGAAAUAGGAUGGGUGCCAUAAGCUGAGAGAGCCCAGAGCUCUUAUGAGAGAAUUGUAGGCAAUGAGAUCAUAAAGGCAGACGUAGCUCUAAGUUCCAUAUGUUUCCAUUACAGAUGAAGUUAUGUAGACUUAAUACUCUUGACAAUGGAAGCCACUGACAUUUCUAGGCAGAUAAAUGACAUGAGGAAAGCAGUUUCACUAGGAAGAAAACUGGGGUAGUAAUAGUCAUUUCCCCCCCCCAUUCUGUUCUUCCUACUACUCUUCCCAGUAUUAUUCCUCUGUUGACUCUUUGCAUUCUUUGGAGCAUACAACUGAAAGAUAUCAUGGUGGCAAAUGCUAUCGUGGCUUGUGAACUGGGAUGAUAUCAUAUGGAAGAGGCGUAGGGACAAGCCUGAAAUAAUUUUCAGCAAGAACUUUUUGGUGGCACUUUACUAUUCUACUUCUGAGCCUAAGCUCGUCCCUAUCUAUAGAUGAGAAUAAUGCCAUGACCCACAGGCAAUAUCCCUUGAAAGCUUGGUGCUGAGAGAGCCUGAGAGGGAAAAGCCAUUUUCUGGGUAAUAACUUCGAUCACCUUCAGGCUUACAGCGUGUGUUUGUCACAACUAUAGAAGCCUCGUGAGUAUUGAUUUAGAGAAGAUAUUUUUAAGCUAGCUGGCAUCCUCAAUGCUAAAAACCUUAAUCAGCAUUUAAUAAAAAAUUCCUUCCAGUUAUUUUGACUUGAGCAAAUGACAUCAUAUUAUCUUAAUGAGAAGUAAGUUAACAGCAAAUAACAGCCUUCAAUUUUGGAAAUUACAUUUUGAGACUUUUAAUUGAGACACCAAUGGAAUCCCUGGGUAGGUUCCUUCUACAUACAUGUCUAUUUUAGACAACAGGUAGAUAGAUGGGCCAUGCCACCUCAUUUUUAGGUGCUCCAAAGGGAAAGGUGUCUUUUUUGGCAAUGGGUAAACAGCAUGAGAAGCAGGAGAGAAGCCAUAAAAGAGAGCAAGAUGGAAAAUAUAAAAGCAGCAAGGAAGGGGGCUAUCUUUUGAACUCUUGGCUUGGUAGGUCAUGAACUGGAAGUAAACGGCUUGCUCCUAUGCUGAUUUUGGGUUUCUCAUAAAGGAUGUUCAUUUUUUUUUCUGCCUUUUCAUACUGACCUCAUACAUAUUUGGACAAAUUUGGUUAAAAGGCAAAAUGAUCAAUCUCUUUUGAGGAAGUCCAAUUAUGAGAGAAGUCUAGUCAAUUUAUGGGCAAAAUUACAAGUGUUAUUUUGAUUACUUGGGGAGUAAGUGUCGGUUUGGAUUUUGGAGGAAAAGGGUCAGGCUUUAGGUCAAUGUGUCUCAGACUUGGAGUCACAGAAUAAAAGGAGAUUUUAUUUAGAUGGUCUGGUCAGAGAGACACAAACUCCAAUACCUGUGGCUGCUGCCGAGGAGAGAAUGGAAAUCAGUACUUCCUCAUUUUGAUAGAAUCAAGUAUGGCAAAUAUUUUUUUCUGCUCUAUGAAAAGUUUUAUUACCAGUGAGAUGAAAAAUGGCAACCGGCACUUUGCUUCUGUGUGGAGAUCACAAUUGGGAUUAGGUUGAACUGGAAAGGCAAGCCCACUUGAAAAGGGCAGAGAAAUCUCUGCUGCAGUUCAUUGUUGCUAUGUUUCUCUCUCUUUUUUUUUUUUUUUUUUUUUUUUUAGAGAAGCCAAAAUUCAGGCUCUGUCAGCCUUACCUUUUCUCCCCACCCCCAGCUCUCACCUUUCUCUUCUCUCUUACUAUGUAAUCUCCUGAUUUGUUUUUUCCACCUUGGUUCAAAAAUCUUAAAUAUAGGUUUUUUGUUUUGUUUUGUUUUGUUUUUUUUUUUUGAGACAGAAUCUCACUGUCACUCAGGCUGGAGUGCAGUGGCAUGAUCUCAGCUCACUGCAACCUCCGUCUCCUGGGUUGAAGCGAUGCUGCUGCCUCAGCCUCCAGAGUAGCUGGAUUACAGGCACCUGCCACCAUGCCCAGAUAAUUUUUGUACUUUUUGUAAAGAUGGGGUUUCACCACGUUGGUGAGGCUGGUCUCGAACUCCUGGCCUCAGGUGAUCUGCCCCCCUCGGCCUCCCAAAAUGCUGGGAUUAUAGGCGUGAGCCACCACAGCCAACCAAAUAUGCUGCAUUUUUUACAAAACACAACCGUGGGUGUGAUAUGUUCCACAGUUUGGACCCACUGGUCUGUUCUAAACUGAGGCCAAGAUAAGUGACAUGACUUGCCCAGAGCUAGCAAAAUAACUGGCUCCAGAACAGAAUUAUUGGGAUUGCCAGCAUGUUUCUCCUUUUAUAAUGUACUUAUGCUCAUUUUGGGAAAUGCAUUCUAGUGGAGAAAAAACAUAUUUUACAGGUACUUCCCCAGUUCAAUUCAAAGUUAUAAAACUAAAAAUGUUUUUUAGCUGUUUAAACAAUUAUAAUUUAAGUCUGUUCUUGAGUAUUAGUAUAUUUUGCUUGCCUAUGAGCUUCCUUUUCUUUUGCUGGAUAAACCACAUGUUUACUGAGAAGUGGCUCUCCCUCAUUUAUCUGUGGUCAAGCCCAUGUAUGCUAUUAAAAACCAAUAUUUUAUAAUGAAAUUAAACUUGAAAUUGUAUUAAUGCUAAUAUAAAUGAUUAAGAUAAUAUACUUAGUGAAAGAUAUCAAUACCUUUUUUAUAAUUGAAUUUUAUCUUGUAAUACUGCUUGUUCCUUCAGGGAAUAUCUCUUUAGAAGGCCUUCUAUUUACAGAAUUCUUGCUCAUUUAAAAACACAUAAAUUAACUCAGGAAUCUGCUCAGAGGAUUUUUUCUUUAUAACAAACAAUUAGCUUAAUCAAUUAAUAGCUGCAACUGUAGUUGUAGUGAUUACUAGGUUGAAUUACUGAGAAAUAAGUUCUGUCUUCUUUAUUGGAAAAUAAUAUAUCACAUUUUUUUCUAUAGUCAUUUUUGAUCUCCAAGGCCAAAUACUUUAUAAUCAUAAAAUAGUCAAAAGUCAAAUCAAGAAUCAUAUAUUGCUUUUUAAAGAUUAUACCAUGGUUCUGUAUGUGGACACAAACAUAGUUUUUAAAAUAUAUUUUAGCAUGAAUCAAUUUUCUUCUGAAAAGCCUCUUACAAUGUGAUAUAUAAGUAUGUUGCAUCACAUGUCACUUAUGCUUAUUUUAGAUAUUCUUCACAACUGUAUACAAAUUUCAAUGGAACAAAACUUUUAGCCAAUUUCAGACACACAAGAAUUAAGUUACAAAUCAAGUCUUUUUCAUGCAAUAUUAUGAUUUUUUUCUGUCAUUUUAUUUUCUUGUAGUUUUACCCAUAAUAAUUUACUUAUUACACCUGUAUGUAUGCUCUGUAUACAUGCAUAAAGAAGAAAUACCAUGUCACUCACACCUCGAUGGAUGGUGUGCUGUUGGAUGGGUAGGUUUUCAUUGUAUGUCUGGUUAUGGUCUUUCACCAAAGAACAUGUGCUAAAUCAUAUACAUUUCCAAUUUGCUCUUUGCAUUUGCUCCUAAGAGAUACAAAGUUAACAUUCUAUUCUGAUUUUGUAUUAGUUGUCAUCUUGUAAUAUGCAAAUGUGAUGUAUUUUCUAGAUUUUGAAAUUUCAUUCUCUAAAAUUUCGCUGCAGCAAGAGUUUGUAAAAUGAUGGUUUCAUGCAAUUAGCAUCUUAUAUCAUGGAGGGAAGAAAACCAUUCCUGGCCUUUUUCACGGGUGAAGACUUUCUCCCUGGCUUUUUCUCCUAAUGCAAUUCAGUGUAUCAGCUAACACUUUCAUGUAACUCAAGAGACACUAACAUACUUGUGAAUAUACUUACAGAAGCAUAAAUAUGUAUGGAAGGAUUACUGUACUAUAUUUGUCUGCUACCAUGAAACUGAGGAAAACAGGGUUUACUGAAAUGAUCUGCAGUGUGGCUGAUGAAAUAAAAUUUUAAAAAUUUACCUUCAGAGGGACUUCUUUUGAUGCUGUACCCAUAGUGGGCAAUGUAUUUUCAGUACACAAGUAUAUGGAGGUUCUACCAGUGAGUAAGCUAUUUGGAGGUGAGAUAAGAUGGAGCAGACAUAGUGAUUACACAGUGCCUUGCCCACUGUGGGGAAACACUGUGGUUAUUGUGCCUAGGAUCUUGAUAAUAAUGAAGACGAAGACAAUGGUAGUGAUGACAACAAUGACAAAUAGAAAGGUCAGAUUUUCAUUUAUCCAUCAAAGUUUUGAUUAAUAGUUUAUAAGUCCUCUUAUCUUCCAGCAGCAAACUUAACAGCCUUUAUUUAAUCAAGUGCACUUCCCAUGUCAUGGGCUAUAUGAAGGGAAGUAAUUGUGCUUGUGUGUAUGUGUUUCUAAUAAGAACGACUUUACUCAUAAUUAGCUGUAAAGCAAUCUGCUAUAAUACUGAGUGCAGUUUUUAUUUAGUAUGUGAUAUAUUUAGUCUUGAAUUGCAAUUCUAAUUCUGCCUUCUAUUAGGCAUGUGAUGCUAUACGUGUAACUUAAUCUCUUCAAGCUUCAUUUUAUUAUCUGAAAUAUAGCAAUAGGGCAUGUUUAAGAGUUAUUAAGCUUUAAGGGAAUUGAGAUAUGUUCAGGGCUCAUAGAGCGCCUGGAACAUGGUUAUGUGCAAUAAAUCAUGGUUGUUGGUAUUAUUACAUUGUUGAUACUGCUAUGUUUAUUUUAUAGAUUGUGACAAUCCUUCUCUCCAAAGUCACAUGAUAGAAGGUGCAUAUAACUUGCCAAUUUAUCUUAGAACUUUUAUGAUGUCACUGAAGAAUGUUUUGGGAUAAUUCCUUUAGAUCAAUCAAAAAUCUCAAUAUAUGGCACCUUAUUAACUUUAGGCCACCACUUUUUCUUGAAUGACAUUAUUGACACAUAUAUUCUUUAAGACACUUUUGCAAUUUUAUUUCUUAAUAUGUUAACCAAGAGACCUUAAAAUGAUUCAGUGAUUUAAUCAUAAAUAUAUAAUAUAUGCACAUAUGUGUAAAUAUGCAUACAGAUACAUGGAUACAUUUAUAAAUAUAUGCAAAAUGGAUAGACUGUACUUGAAAUAAUUUGCUAAGACAAAAAUCUGUCUGACUUCUCUCAAAAUCUCAAUUGAUCCUUUACUUGCAUGUUGUGCCCAGUAUGUAUGGACAGAGAAUGGGAAAGGUCAGAUCUUGAAAGAAUGUUUCUGCGCCCUCUUGAGUUAGUAUAACCUCUUAUCAUUAACUAGAAUUUGGGUAUCUCUCAAAAUGUGGUGCUCAGCCUAUCAUCCAUCAAAAUCACUAGGAAGCCUAAUAAAACUAUAACUGCUUAAGAUCCACCUUAUCUAGAAUUAGAGUCAGAUUCUCUGACAUUGGUGCCUAAGAAUUUGCAUUUUAAUAAACUCCCAAGGGAGUUGCAUACUUCCUUGGUUGAAUGCAUACUAAGGCUUAGGGAGCAUUGAUUUGUGUCUCAACUUCAGCCAAAGGGCCAAGGAUUGAUGUCCAGAGUUUGAAAAAGAGACGUUCUCAGUCAUAGAACACCCAGGUGUGACUCACAUGGCAUUGAGGACUGAGUUUCAGGUUAGAUGCCUCCUGGGGUUUAUAAAGCCCAGGCAAUAUUUUUGUUAACUUUGUACAAUUUGAGGUAUUGUUGGAUUCAGUUGAGCCAAAGUGGAAUGAACUCAUUCAUGAAAUCAAGGAUUUCAAAAGCACCUUUCCUGAAAAUACUCAGAAAAUGUUACACUUAGUGUGAUCCAUUUGUUUAUUCAUUCAUUUUUUAUGAACAUUUAUUGCAUAAUUUUACUGUGUUAAAAGCUAAGAAUAUGAAGAUUAAUAAUGGAGUCCAUGUCUUUAAAGAGUUCAUUGUCUACUGGGGUAGAAAAGCUUAUAUUUUUAGGAGUGUCCACUUUUCAGUAGAUACCAAAUUAGGACAUUUAAUCUUCUCAAGAAACCUAUUUUAUUAUUUUCAUUUUACAGGUUAAAAAAAGGAAAGGUUAGGUAACUUGUUCUGAUCUCACAUAUAAUAAGUGAUAAAAACCACAUCAUCUUAUCCAUUUUAUUCAUCUUAUACUGUCUCUUCAGAAAAUAGAAAAUCAACUUUUUUUUGUUUGUCUAUUUUUGAGAUGGAGUCUUGCUCUGAUACCCAGGGUGGAGUGCAGUGGCACGAUCUUGGCUCAUUGCAACCUCUACCUCCUGGGCUCAAGCGAUUCUCCUGCCUCAGCCUCCCGAGUAGCUGGGAUUACAGGUGUACACCACCAUGCCUGGCUAAUUUUUGUAUUUUUAGUAGAGAUGGGGUUUUGCCAUGUUGGCCAGGCUGGUCUGGAACUCCUGACCUCAAGUGAUCUGCUGCCUCAGCCUCCCAAAGUGCUGGGAUUACAGGUGUGAGCCACUGCGCCCAGCUUGAAAAUUGAACAUCAAACACACACAUACAUAUUUUAAAAGGGAUGUGCAUUCUAUUAGGAGCUUGAAAUAAGCUAUUAAUUGUCACUGUUCAGCAUGGUAGUUGAAACCAGCCUUCAUCCCUGAAAGUAAUUUUGUGACAUGGGUCUUGCUUAAAGGACAUCACUAUAGAUUGAAGCAUUAGGUGUUUUCCUCAUUUUACAGGCAGAGAAAAUGAGCAAUAGAUGUUAAUUUGAAAUGAUUUUUCUUUAUAAUCAUGUAAUUGUCUUAUUCAUUUAUAACUUUUAAAUCUUCUUGAUGAGUGACUUUUAUGUAAUUGGUAAGGUAAGCAAGCCCAGAUACAUAAAAAUAAAUAGUAUAUAUAACUUAAAAUAUCAACAUGUGAUGUUUGUUAUUAUGUACCUAGCAAUUGAUCAGAGACUGUACAUCACAGGUGAUUUUUAGAUCUAGAAAAAGAAGAGCAGGAGUUAAUGUGUACUCAUGAUUUUGCAUUCAAAAGCAACUCUGAAAUCAAGACAUGGUUCACAUUUUAUCAAUAUGUCUAUAUCUCAAAACUAAAUUUAGACAUGGGAAAUAAACACUGCAAUUCCAGUACAUGCUUCAGGUGUAGACUUGCCUAAUAAUUUUUCAUAAAACAUGUGUUCUGAGUCAACAGUGCUGAUAAAUGAGGGAGAAUUAUAAGGGGACAAUUAAAUACAUGAUCAGUAGAUUAGAGUUAAAGAUGGAAAAAAAUACAGGAGAAAGACUAUGGAAAAACCUAAAGAUAUGACAGAGGUGCAUAUUAUUUCAAAUAAUAUCAAAGUCUGAAAGUUAGGUACAUUUUAUAUAUAAUCCCUAAUUGUCAUGUUAUUCAAGAAAGUCAGAUAAGUAACUUAUACAAUGUCAUCAAAGUGAGAUUGAAAGCCUAAAAUCAAAUUCCGGCCAAUGGAAUUGAAAAGCCCCUACUAUUUUGGUAUUGCCCACUUAGAUUACCUGUUCAAAUAGCUUCAUUCGGCCUUCAUAAAAAGGGAGAAAAUUAUAGUGCAGAGUCAUGUUCCUAGCCUUGAAUUUAUACUUUUAAAGUGGCACAAAUGGUGUCUAUAAUUAAUUGUAAACCCACAUGAAUUAUCUGACUGUUCCUUUUUAAACAUUUAGUGUAAAAUAUUCUGAGGAGUAGUGUUGCCUCUAUAUGUUUCCAACAUACCAAUUAUUUUAUAACAGAUACAUGGGUCAAAUAUGCUCAUUAAAAAAUACUUUUUUUCUCUGUGAUGAUCAUUUGAAAGACUUGUGAUCUGAUAACUAAGGAAGCAAUUUUAUUACUGAAUAUGCUGACAAGUGCAGAAAAUUAUAAUCCUUCCAGCUCUACAUUAUAUCAAUUUCAAAAGAUUUAUUGAGGGCUAUGUUGUUGUCCAAAUUAUGUAAAGUUGACCCAUACUUUCCAAAAUAUAGUUGAAAUAAAUUCACUAAAACUAGGGGGAAAGUUCUCAAAUUAAAUUUAUAUUUUUCAGGUUAAGUCACCACAGUAACACAUCACAGGCAACUAAGUAACCUCUGCAGGGUUAUUAAAAAGAGUUGACCUAAUAUUAAAUCUCUUAUCUAUACAAUUUAAAUCAGUUUCUCUCUUUAAUUCUAACAUACUGCUUUUCCUUCUAAUGAUGGAAUUAUAAAAUAUGUAACUGACAUAUUUAGAAUAGAGAAAUUUUCUAAAUAAAUUUCUAUAACUGAUUUCAAAUCUAGGUUUCAUCAUUUCUGGUUUAUCUAAUGGGCCAAACUCAAUAGGAAAAAUAUUGUAAGCCCGUGUGAAUCAAUACUCUUGAUUUUGUUUUAUGGUUGUUUAUAUAGCACCAAUACUAACAUUAUCUUUUUCUGCCUUCUAUCAGACAAUUCUAAUAGAUACUUAUUUUAAGGGUCAAAUGAUCAUUUACUUAGUUGAAAACACGUUUAGGAAAGAGUGUGAUGUUAGGGUAACAGUAGUUUUUUCCAAAAACCAUUUACUGAGGUGCAGGUAAGUGGAAAUUUAACAAGUUUUUAGAUGUUUAAUUAAAAUUAUUUUCCCACUUUUUACAGGUCUAGCAUACUAUUUAUUUGAGCUUUUCAGAUAGUUUAUGCAUCAUAGCAAAGUGGUUAAAUUUUAUUAAUUAUUUUUCAUCUUACAUGAUAGUUCAGGAGUGAGUGCUUUUUUUUUUUCCCUGUAAAGGGGCAGGUUUUAAAUAUUUCCAGCUUUAUGAGCCUAUAGUCUCUAUCCUGACUACUCAAUUCUACCUUGUAGACAGUACGUCAACAAAUAGGUACAUCUGUGUGCCCCAAAUCUUGAUUUAUGUACACCACCAUUUGAAUUUCAUGUAAUUUCCAUGUGUCAUGAAAUAUACUUCAUUUUAGUUUUUUAACUAUUUAAAAAUAUAAAAACAAAUUCUUACUCAGGGACAGCACAAAAACAGGCAGUGGGCUGUAUUUGGCCAGUGGGUUGUAGUUUGCCAACCCCUAUCCAUUAUCUUGAAGAUAUAUGUAAAAAAGCCGUGGUGUUUACGUGCUUACUUUUUCCUGUAUGUUUUUAUAAUUCAAAAAUCAACCUCUUUUCCCGCUACAUGGGAGAAGAAGAACAUUUUCAAUGAGAGCAAUAACACCCCUGGCCGACCUCAUGACUCCUAAAGACAGGACGAGCACAGUUGCAGGUGACUCGCGGCCUCCCAUAAUUUCUGAAGUUGUCUCCCCUUCUUGAGUCACACACAGUGGGUUUCAUGCCUUCUCUUCCUUGUUCCCUCACCAAUGCUAUCCAUGGUCUCCUGGAGAAACUUCCCUUAAAGGGAAAAUCCAGAGAACUUUGAGAACUCCAGCUUCCUUUUCAGCCAGGUUAAACUUACACUCCUUAUGCAGGAAAUGACAAUUUCUCACACAACCGGCAAUGCAGGUUGGAGAGGUUGGCCCAGAGACAGCAACACAGGACUGACAAUGUUGCCCCAGAUCAUCUGAAAAUUAGUAUUGAUUGAUUGCUGUGCCUAUUGUUCAAGAAAUUAAAUUUUACUCUCACAACAAGUCUCAAGACUCCUAGAUGAAAUUAAUUCCAAGGUUAACAAGGCGCUUGCUUGGCAUCGUGCUCUGUCUCCUAGGCCUUUGAUAAAUUAUUGUUUUUCACAUGCUAACUAAUGAGGCACAAAAAUCAAAAUCAAUAGAGAUAUGCAUGCUUGUAUCAGUUUUAUUUUGGUAUCAUUUUCAAUAAUGAAAUACUCCAAGUGCUUAUUUCAGAGUAUUUUCUUUUCUCUUUAUGAUUUAUCUACUUUGGAAAAUUGAAUAUUAUGGAGAUUUAUUAUGGCACUGCAUUGCUAUUCCUUUGUUCUUUGGAGAAAAUAUACUCUUAAUCUCAGGAAGUAAUUAAUUUUAUUUUCUAGAGAAAGUAAUUAUCGAAGUGAACUAAAGGUUCUUUCUCAUUUGUGUCACUCCUUAUGCAUUGAAGGAUCAUUAGAUGAGAUUGUUACAAUAUAUGGGGAUUUCUCCAUUUAUAUGCUUUAGCUCUCUGCCUCCUACAACCACAUAAAGUGUGACGUGUGUAGCAAUAUGUAUUUUAUAUAUAUAUAUACACACACACAGUACAAUAUCCAUAAAAUGUAUAUGUGAAGCAUAUAUAAAUUUAUAUACUAUGUAUGUAUGAAUUAUGUACCAAUAUUCAUUCAAUAUACAGUAUUUAGGAAAUUCAGAGAUAUUCAUGACUUUUCAAUGUCACACAAUGAUCAGGAUCCCAAUCAAGUCAUUUAGCUCUUUCCAUGAUACCAUGUUGCUUCCUUGUAAAGAAUGAAAGAUACAGUUAAAAUUAAGAUUUGAAAAGAAUAUAGUCUCUUCACUUGAUCUUUAAACAUACACACACACACACAAACACACAUAUACAUAUAUUUACACAUAUAUGUGUGUGUACAUAUAUAUUUCUAAUUUUAAAGUAGUGUUUUUAAUUUACAGACGAGUUCCAAAGAGUGUACAGUGGGUUCCCACAUAUUCCACACCCAUUGUUUCUCCCAUUGUUAAUAUCUUACAUUACCAUGGUUCAUGUGUCAUGACUAAUGAAUCAAUAUUGAUACAUCAUUAUCAGCUUAAAUCCAUACUGUAUUCCAGUGCCCUUAGUUUUUAAUCCAAUGUUCUUUUCCUGCUCCAGAGUCCCUUUCAGGAUAGCAUGUAAAUUAAUUACACUUAGUCAUUGGGUUUCCUUACCCUUCUCUAGGAUGUGACAGUUUCUCAGACUUUCCUUAUUUUGGAUGACCGUUGGAGCUUUGAGGAGUACUGGUAUGGUAUUUUGUAAACUGUCUCUCAAUUUGGGUUUCUCUAGUGGUUUCUCAUGAUUAGAGUGGAGUUAUGGGUUUUGAGGAGGAAGAUGGCAGAGGUAAAAGUGCCUCUGGUCUCAUCACAUUUUACCAAGGAUACAUACUGCCAGUGUAAUUUACUACAGUCGAUCGCCUGUUGGGGGUGAUGUUUGCCAGGUUUCUUGUCCGUUUGGGGUGCCAGAACAGAAUACUAUACACUGGGUAGCUUAUAAACAACAAAAAGUUAUUUUUCACCGUUCUGGAAACUGAGAAGUCCAAGAGCGGGGUGACAGCAUGGUUAUGAUCUGGUAAAGACACUCUUCCUGGUUGCAGACUGUUGACUACUUGCUGUGUCGGCAGCCUGGCUGAAGGGGUGGAAGAGCUCUCUUGGGAUUAUUUUAUAAGAGUACUAGUCCCAUGCACCUCUCAAUCACCUUGAGGAGGUCCCACCUCUUAGUACCAUCACCUUGGAGGUUAGGAUCCCAACAUAAGAAUUUUAAGGGGGCACAAACGUUCAGACCAUAACACCAGGUUCCUCCAAUGUAUAGUUACUUCCCUCCUAGCUUUCCACACUGUACUUUUUAGGAAGAAGUCACUGUGUGUAGCCCACAUAAGAGGGGUGGAGAUUGAAAUUUCACCUCCUAGACAGGAAGCUUCACUUGAUUUUAUUUCCAUGAACUUAUUAUCCAAGGAUGUUGCUUCUGCUGAAUCAUGCUGGUAUAAAAAUCUUGUCCUAGAUGUGUGUGUUCAUAUGAAUUGAACAACUGUCCUACAGUUAACUUUUGAUGUGUACUUACCUACUUACGUAUACAUUUUUUCUUUUCUUCAUGGGAUAAACAGUAUAAUAAAUGCCUUUGGAUUAAAGAUAAGAAAUAAGGCCAUUGAAUUAAAUAACUAAACUAGAAGAGUUUAUUUACUGGGCUUGGCUUCAAAUUCGUUUUAAUAGUCAAUUCCCAGAGUUCUUUCAAUUCCAGGGAGAGGUGGAAUGGGAUUUUACACAUCUUUUUUUUUCUUUUAAGAAUAUGAAGAAUUUUGUGAUAAAAGAAAAGAAAAUAGAAAAGCGAUGCAAUUUUUUUAUGGGUAGUAUUUUUAACAUACUUCACAUACUUGCUAAACAUGCUAUUUAUUAUACCCAAAACAAUGAAUGAAAGCAUGACAUCUUACUAUCAACAAAAAAUAAUAUUUAGAUAUAUUUUUGGGGGAUUCAAUGAUGGAAAUGGCCAGAGUAGCAACAUUGGAGUUCGAUUUUGAGAAUUAAAAUGACUAUGCACCCAAACAUGUGCUAUUUAAAAAUAAAUGUGGGAAGCAGAUAUAUCUUCCCACAAUAUAAUUAUAUUCUAUGUUUAUUUAUCACAUCUUAACAGAAAUAUUUUGGGGGAGAUUAAAUGGAAACAAAUUGAUAGCAGAUAUAAAAUAAGAAGAUUAUAUACUAGAAUCUAUAUAUUUGUUGAGAUAUUUUCAAAUAUAUAUUUAUAUUUUGAAUGGACAAUCUUCCAGCAACCUGAGUUUGAAUUAUCGUCUGAUACCUAGCCAUCUUUCAUGUAUUGGGCAAUGCUUUUUUCAUGGAAGUUUAUAUAUUGGGCAACAUUUUCUUACUCACUACACAUGUCUCCAAAACAUGAGUUAAAUAUUAUGGAGUAAGUCUGAAAAAAAAAGUUAUUUUCUUUUUCUAGCAAUUCAGACCAUUCUAUCAAUCAAGUGGACAUAUAACUAUUUAAUGCAAAAUAAAAAUCUAAAGAAUAAAAUUCCAAGCUUUAUAAUUUUUAUUCUUAUUCCUCUAUUCUUUAGAGUUUAAGAAAUAUAUUCUUAAUAAAUUUACACACCUCUAUAGCAUUUCUGCUUGACACAAAAUACAUAUUUUAUGGAUAAUACAGUACACUGUAUAUACAUAUAUGAAAUGUUAUGCAACUGUGAAAUAUAUAGGUGACCCUGUUGUCAAGGGAAUCCAGAAAAAUUAUUUUUCAAUUGCACAUACCAAUUUAUGCCAAAAUAUAUUAAAGGGAAUUAAGUAACACAUGACUUAAUGUUUGUGUAGACAAGUAAAUAAAAUAAAAUCAUAGAAGUGAUGCUGUAAGAAAUAUUGGGACUUAAAGAAGUUUGGAGGUUUUGCAAUGAUGUUGAAAUGUAUAGAACCCAUAGUAUUUUACUAAGAAGAUUAUCUGGAUUUUAUUUUUUUUUUUUGAGAGACAACAAAAACUGUUCUAUGAUGUUGGCUUCUAUUUAACUCAUAAAACUUCUAUUGAAAGCCUAGGACUCUGUUCUACAUGUUGGGACCACCAAGAUGAGUGAGAUUUGAAGCCUGUCCUCUGGGAAUUCUGUGUUAUAAAUUUCAUUAUGACAGUUUGUAGUUACUCAAUAAAUUUUUCUUGCAUUUUCACCAAAAUAGACUUACUGCAUUUUUAUUGCACAGAUUAUCAUGUUAUGAAAUAUUGUAAGUCUUUUGAAAAAUUUCUGAGCCACUUUGACAGUCUCCUGUUGGAACACAAACUUAUUCAUUAGAUUAACUCAACAAACACCUAAAAUUUUAUUUAAAAAGUGAAUGCUCAUGUCUACAGUCCUGAGCUAGGAAUUAGAGGACGCCAAAAGGCAUAAAAUACAGCCCAUUUUUUCAAGGAACUCUCUAUCAAAUUAGGUACAAGCAAGAUAUUUAUCUGAGAGUAUCAUCUUCUGGGCUCCAAGUCCAAGCUAGUAACUUUCAUUUAAUUAUUUCAUAAGCAGUUUUUAUUCACUCAUAAAGCCACAAAUUUAGUUGUACUUUUGAGUAGCAUCUGGAAACAGUAAUACGUACAACAAUAACUAUUAUUAUAAUUUAUAAGUAAAAUUCAGGUAAUGGAGCAUAAUAUAAUUAGAAAGAAUAUCAACUCUGGAGUCAGACAGACCUGAGUUUGAUAUAGGUCUGUAUCAUUUAUUAGCUGUGACCAUGACCUAGUUUCUUAAACUUGCUGAGACUUAGUUUUGUAAUUGCAGCAGGUAGAUAAAUUCUUUCAGUGUGGCUUGGAGGAUUUAAUAUAAAACAGAGCUCUUUGAACAUGCCUGGCAGAGCAUAGGUAUGGAAAACUACUAGGUAUUCAUCAGUGUUAGAAUAAUAAGACUUGGGCAAUGGUUUACUGUUUUUAAAAUGAAUUGACCUUCAUUAUCCUAUUUAAACCUCACACCAAAUUUAUCAAUUCACUCAUUCAGAUAAAGAAGCCAGGAAUCCCAGUGACCAAUGGAAAUUUGACACAUCAGGAUUUAAAUCCAUGUUUUCUAGGUCUAGGACCUGCCCUUUCCCUAAAUGAUUAGGAAUUGUGAGAAUUUGAUUUAGCUUUGUUCACACCAAAACCUACCUGCCUGGUUUUGGACUAGAUAUAUAACUUCCUCAUCUAUGCAUAGGGUGUUGUACUAAUCCAUGUUCACAGUUCUUUCUAGUUCUGUGUAUACAUACAUUGAGAGGCAGCAUAGUGUAGUUGUUAAAAGCAUGGGUGUUGGGCAUAAACUCUUGGGUUCAAAUCUUGACUCUGCCAUUUGUUGGCUCUGUAACUUUGGGAGAGUUACCAGAUCACUUUAACUCUCAUUUUAUUCAUCACUAUGGGUUAAUAAAUAGUACAACUUCAGGGCAUUUUGAUAAGGAAUAAAUGAAUUAAACUAUGCAAAGUACUUAGAAUGAAAUCUGCUAUAGAGUAAGCAUUAUGUAAGUAUUUGCUCUAAUUAUCACCCUAAAAUUGUAACAGCAAGUUCAAUGACUUCAAGUGCACUAUUUUAAUGCUUCAAGUCAUACAGUAGAUUUGUUUAAACAAUUAUGUGGAAGCUUCCACAACCUAGCUGAGCUCAUGGGCCCAAUUUUAUUGCCACCCUUGUGUGACAGAUGCAACAUGCUAGCUCUGUUCCAAAGAACAGUUACUGGUAGACAUGGUGCCACAUAUACCUGGAAGCAGUGGUUACUUGUCCAGUAAUAUGUACAUAUGUGUAUGUAUGUAUCAAUAUAUAGUCCACACCGAGCUUUCUUCUGGUAACCAAACUGACCUCAUGAAUCCAUUUUUCUAAAUUUUUGAAGUUGAUUAGAAUCCUUGUCAGUCUGACUACAGGGACCAAUGGUUCUAAUGUAGACAUUUGCCGAAGCAUCAAAAACUAUAGCAAAAACUUCUUAGCAGAAGAAAUAUUUAAGCAUUUACAUUCUAAGCAUAUGGUGUGCACUUAAAAUCAUUUUGAUGAGAUGGAUUAUUUAAAAUAUUCUACUACAUUCUGUUUAUAAAUAAACCUGUUUAAAAAUUAUUUCAAGAAUAAAAAACAUUCAUUAAAAUCUUUAAAACAUAUCACAUUAAUAUUAGACCUCACUGAAAAGUAAUUCCAAUAAUUGAAUUUAAAAAUAUGGGCACAAAUAAGACAAUGGAGCCAACAUAAAGUUACAGGUAAAUAUUUGGAAAAUUGCUUAAAAGUGUAAAAGAUUUAAUUUUCAUAUCAUGAACUUUCAGAACAUAUUGAAAAAUAUUCAUGCCCAAAUUGUUGUUAAAUAUCGCGAUGUUUACUAAUUUAAGUACAAAGUUUGUUUAUAGUUUCCAUUCUUUUAUUUUUGUUUUGUAAGAAUUAUUUCUUAAUUUAUCUUCAGAGUUUUUGGACUGGGCAUAGUAGCUCACAUCUGUAAUCCCAGCACUUUGGGAGGCUGAGGCGGGAGGAUUGCUUGAACCCAUGAGUUUGAGACCACACUGGGCAAUAUAGAGAGACCUCAUCUCUACCAAAAUUUUUUUUAAAAAAUUAGCUGGGCAUGGUGGUAUAUGCUUGUAGUCCCAACUACUGGGGAGACUGAGGUGGGAGGAUCACUUGAGCCCAGGAGGUUGAGGCUGCUGUGAGCUGUGAUUGCAUCAUCAUAUUCUUAGCCUGGGUGAGGGUGAGACCUUGUCUAAAACAAGACAAAACAAAAAAGAAUUUUAGAAGAGAUACAGAAACAGCUGACAUUGUUCUAAGAAACUACUAGCACAGUGCAAAAGAAAUAUGCUUUCAUUCCAUUUUUUUCUUCUGUAUUCACUCUUUCUUUUUUGCUAGGUGGCAUGCAUGCAGUGGUUUCAUGGAGACCAUACAAUGCUUGAGAUGAUUGAGAAAAAGCGUUGCUUGUGCAAGGAAAUAAAGGCUAG